This is a messenger RNA of Penicillium malachiteum, 438 nucleotides long. RefSeq lists its product as uncharacterized. NCBI's taxonomy places the organism in Eukaryota, Fungi, Ascomycota, Eurotiomycetes, Eurotiales, Aspergillaceae. The coding region runs from base 1 to 438 and encodes 145 amino acids. The record is from RefSeq and is a predicted model, not a curated record. The transcript has 2 exons.
AUGCCUCGUUGGGUUCAAUCCAAGCACUUCCGCGGCAAAGCUCCUCCUCGUCACAGAGAGCCAGAUGACGAGAACCAAGGUCAACGCCGCGCAUACUGCGCCGACUGUCGCAUCAUUCAGCCUGCAAACCACCAAUGCACUCCAAUUUGCCAGCGCUGCGGCACGCCUUUCUUCGGCGGAAUGGGCUGCGAGCCUACCUCCUACUGUGGUGCUUUGCCUUGCUGUGGAUGCUGCGACACUACCACCCCUCCUCCUCCUCCUCCUCGACGCCAGGCGUCUAAUGCCCGCCUGGACCUUGAGAAAGUCGACGAAGCCCUGGCUCAGUACCAGUCCGAGCAGUCCGCCUCACAGGCAACGUCUCCCAACCAGCCGAAGGAAGACGGAAAAGCCAAGGAGGGUAAGAGCGCCCAGAAGAAGGGCAACCUCCAGAAGAAGUGA